Molecule: messenger RNA, 1488 nt
Organism: Daucus carota subsp. sativus
Lineage: Eukaryota; Viridiplantae; Streptophyta; Magnoliopsida; Apiales; Apiaceae
Product: two-component response regulator ARR1
Exons: 12
Coding region: 1-1488 (495 amino acids)
Biological process (GO): phosphorelay signal transduction system; cytokinin-activated signaling pathway
Molecular function (GO): DNA binding
Source: RefSeq, a predicted model, not a curated record
AUGACAGAGUGCGGGAGUCAGGAAGAACGGCGUGAGCGUUUAGAGUGCUGGAGGCGGCUGCAGUGGGCUGCUAUUGGGCUCAACAGAAUUAACAUAUUUUUGAAAAUUAAUGGAGAAAGAAAGGAGGGGUCCACACUGGGGGCCCGCCAUGUUGUCACGUCGGCUGACACAUCAGCAAGUGCUGACGUGGCACCUGCCAUGCAUGUCAGCGGUGGAGGGCCACUCCCAGGUUGCCACGAUCUCGAUAGUUUGGUGGAGGCUGCACUUUUAUAUUAUGGUAGGAAGAAUGUCUUGAGUAAUAUACAGAUUCCUUUGAGAUUGGAGAAGGAUAAUGAUCCUCGCUUGUUGGCAUCACCUUUGAAGUUCCAUGUGACAAUAGUAAAGGAUGCACAUGAAGCUUUAAGCAUGCUUCAGAAUAAAUCUUUUGACCUCGUUAUAACGGAUGUUCAUAUGCCAAAAAUGGAUGGUUUGAAACUUCAAGAACGCAUAAAUCAAGAUUUUAAUUUGCCAGUUAUCUUGAUAUCAGCCGAUAGCAGAGCUGAAGUUAUGUGCAUGGGCAUCAACAACGGGGCUCAACGUUUCUUUGUCAAGCCUAUAGUGGAAGAUGACCUCAAAGAUAUAUGGCAGUUCAUUGAGUGGGGGAAAAGGAAUAGGAAUAAUAACACCAUUCGAGGCACACAAAUUAAUGAAAGCUCUGAAGAGAGUCGGACAGUGAUUGACAGUCACAAAGACAAUGAUAAUACAACUGGGAAAAGGAGAGAGAAACUUGUUUGGACAUGUGAGCUCCACAGCCGUUUUGUUGAAGCUAUUUUAAUCAUCGGUUAUCAUAGAGCUGUACCUGCAAAUAUUUUGGGGGUCAUGAAUGUAGAAGGAUUAACGAGAGGACAUAUAGCGAGUCACCUACAGAAAUAUCAGAAGUUCCUCGAACGUGUGUUGGCUGGGGAGAAAAAUAUUGAAUUUUCUAAUUGGACAGAUCUUAACUACUAUUCUAGUUUUGUUAAGGGAAAUCCAAACUUAGUGUUGCUAAAUCUGCUCAGAGAUGAGCAGAUGAAAGGCAACCUGGCAGCUCAAAAUCCUCUACGGUUACAGAAGGAAGGAACUUCAGCUCGAGCUCCUAAUGGAUCGUCGUCAUCAUUCCAUCCGUUGCCACAACUUACACUAGUGAGGUCUUCAAGUAGAACUAUAUAUGAAACUUUUCGGCAAAAAAAUUACUGUUCUGAGAAUGUGGCUUCAUGUGGGCUCCGAAGUGCAACUUCACCCAUACUAGGAAAUAAGCACAGAGAUCCGGGUAUGGACAUUUCAUUGUGUGCAAAUCAAUUUGGAAACACCUCAACAAUGAAUGCACAUGAACUUGGAGGUGAAAAUUUGACUGAUGAAAGCUGGUUCAACAACAUUGGGAGAGAGGAUGACAAUGACUACUCGCUGAAUAUUGAGAAUGAUGAGGAUGUAGAUGCGAACAAAGACCUUAAUCCCGAAGGAGAUUUAUAA